AUGGCGCUAUCCACCGGGUGCUCACACGAGGCUGUGGUGGUGCACGAAGACGAAGGCAUGAGGUACCGCGAGAACAACAACACAGAGGACGAUACCGAAGAAAUGGAAGAGAGCCGGGGACCAUUGGACGAAAGCGGUGGUACCAUGUCUGACGACGAGGAGGAAGAAGACAUUGACGACUCCGUGCUACAUGACAUGGACCACGACGAAGAGGAAGAAGAAGAAAUUGACGACUCCGUGCUACAUGACAUGGACCAAUCCGAGCAGACCUUUCAGAACAUCAGCCAACGAUAUCGCCUGGUUCACCGCAUUGGCGAAGGCACCUUCUCGACGGUCUACAAAGCCGAAGACUUACUAUACGAGCACGAUCGACUGGGACAUGGACGCCGAAAAGGAGAACGCCAACACCAAUGA
Molecule: messenger RNA, 414 nt
Organism: Zymoseptoria tritici IPO323
Lineage: Eukaryota; Fungi; Ascomycota; Dothideomycetes; Mycosphaerellales; Mycosphaerellaceae
Exons: 1
Coding region: 1-414 (137 amino acids)
Source: RefSeq, a predicted model, not a curated record